Messenger RNA from Pyrus x bretschneideri (Chinese white pear), 2341 nucleotides. Its product is annotated as protein ACCELERATED CELL DEATH 6-like. Bases 148 to 1848 code for a protein of 566 amino acids. The transcript is spliced from 3 exons. NCBI's taxonomy places the organism in Eukaryota, Viridiplantae, Streptophyta, Magnoliopsida, Rosales, Rosaceae. The record is from RefSeq and is a predicted model, not a curated record. Gene Ontology annotation, molecular function: protein phosphatase regulator activity; protein phosphatase 1 binding. Gene Ontology annotation, cellular component: plasma membrane.
UUUUCUCACUCUUCAGCCUCUCAAAUCUCAUCCUUUGUUCCUUUUCAUUUAAAUUCCCAUCAUCCGCUCAAAGAUCAGCAAGUUCAUUUCUGAUUAUACUUGUAUUAGGCCAAAAGCUCCCCUUGUCUACGUACGAAAUAUCAAAAAAUGGAUCCCUCCCAUUCAACUGAUCAGACCGAGAGUGCUAGUAGUACUGAUCACUUAGCAACAGUUUUGAUAGGUGGCAUGGAACUUGAUGUAUUUCAUGCUGCAAAACAAGGCAACCUUGAGGCCCUCCGGGAUCAUGCAGAACAUCUUGACCUAAAACUGACUGCAACAAAUAACACUGUCCUUCAUAUUUAUAUAGCGUGCAGCCCGACAUCUGCACAAGAAGAAGUGGAGUCAACCGGGAUUGUGGAGGAUAUCCUUCAAAUGUGUCCCGCACUACUAUUGCUACACAAUAAGAGUGGUGAGACUGCCUUACACAUUGCGGCGAGACGCGGGCUAGCAGGUAUAGUUGGAGUUCUUAUCGACCAGGCUGCAAAAGUUCGUCACCCUGGCGACCUUGAGCAAGGUCGAGUCUUAACAGAAGAAGAAGCCUGCUUGCAGAAGCAGAUGCUCAUUAGGAAAACCAACAACAACAAGAAUACAGCGUUGCACGAAGCAGUGCGUUUUUGUCAACCUUCGGUGGUGGAGAUAUUGACCAAAGAAGACCCCGAGUUUUCCUACGCUGCUAAUGAUCUAGGCGAAACUCCCCUUUAUUUAGCUGUUGAGAGGGGCUAUCUUCCUUUGGUUUCUAAAAUGCUCAGCAAUUGCAAUGUUCCAACGUACAUUGGCCCAAACGGUAGAACGGCGUUGCACGCUGCAGUGAUUCGCAAGGAUGAAGGAAUGAUGGAGGAACUAAUAAGAGCCGAUAGGACUUUGAGCAAAGCAGCAGACGAACUAGGAUGUACUCCGCUACACCUUGCUGCACGUUUUGGUCCCCUUUCAAUUGUUAAGCAACUGCUUGCAAAUGAUAGAUCUAUUGCUUACAUUGCUGACAAGGAUGGCGCUACAGCUCUUCACUUUGCGGCUUCCGAAGGCAAUCUAGAUGUAAUGAGAGUGCUUAUUUCUUAUUGCCCUGAUUGUUGCGAACUGGUCGACAACAAAUUUCAGAAUGCUCUUCACUAUGCCACAAGGAACGGUGGAUACCAAAUAGUAGGAUACGUUUUAGCAGAUGCAUGGCUUAGCAACAUCCUGUUAAAUGCCAUGGAUAUUGACGGGAACACACCCCUUGCUCAUUCUCCCUACAGCAUGCUGUUUACUGAGUGUGUAUAUGAUGCUAAAGUUGAUAUAAUGGCAUUCAACAAGGAAAAUUUAAACGUUUUAGACAUCAUUCUAGCUAACGAGGACAAGAUAUCAUUACUGCAGAAAGAUUUGAAAAAACCAAUGCAACGGAGGGGUAUUAAACCAAGUCUUAGAAUUAAAAACCCAAAAGGCAAUAACGACAAUAAGGUGGAGGAAAAUCAAAUAAGCAAGGACAUUGGAAAAGGUUUACAGAAAGCAAAGGAAACUCAUCUGGUAGUGGCUACAUUGAUAGCAACUGUAACCUUCGCAGCAGGUUUUACCAUGCCCGGUGGAUACCAAAGUGAAAAAGGACCGAACCAGGGUUCCGUCUUUCUGUCAAGAAACGCAGCGUUCAAAGCAUUUGUUAUAACUGAUACAAUAGCCAUGGCCAUGUCUAGUUGUUCUGUCCUAGUGCUCCUUUAUUCCUCAAUUCACACAAAGGCAAAUUUCAAGAACCAGAUAUUUGGGACGUUUCACUUGGCAGUGUCUUUGACAAUGUGGGCUUUGGUUGCAAUGGUUGUUUCAUUCAUUACCGGCAUAUAAGCGGUCUUGGGUGGUCUUUCUCCAGGACUUGCCGUUGCAGCUUGUGUGCUUGGCUGCAUUUUCUUCUUUGUCUUUGCAAAUUCUCUUCUUUCUGCUGAAAGAAAAUUACUAAAGGCGCCACAUUUCCUGGACGACAUGGUUCGCGACUUUUGGGUGCUGAUACUUUGCUCGUUAUUUGCUAUUAGCGUUAAAGUGUCGGAGAUGGUCGCUUCAUCACUAAUAGCAUCAAUUCUGUCUCCAGUUGUGCAAUUAAUAAGCGUGGGGCUUUUCUGCAAAAGACCUCAAUGCAAUUAAAAGUGCAACUAUUUAAUAUAAAUUGGGAUUUGUUUUGUAAGGUUGCCGAGGAGAGACUUUUUUCUUUAUUCAACAGUUAGUUCAUUAGUGGGUUUCUUGAUGGAGAAUUAACCAAAUUUCAGCUGUUGAAUAGAGUCAUGAAUAAAGAUUAAUAAUGAUAGAAAAGUUUGUACGAAUAUGAGCAUGAUAGUAAGUUGAU